AUGAUAAUAAAUAUUUCCAAAUUAAAUUCAGAAAUAAUUUAUGAAAUUUAUAGCAAACAAUGUCAGAUAGAUAAUAACGAAGAUAUAGAAAAUGGACACACCAUUGACCAUAAAGAUUUUUGUAAAUUUUUUUCAAAUAAACUAAAAGAAAUAAUAAACAGUAAUAAUAAUAAUAAUAAUAAUAAUAAUAAUAAUAAUAAUAAUAAUAAUAAUAAUAAUAAUGAAAUAAUAAUAAACUUUUUAAAAAAUCUAAUAAAUAAUUUUUAUUUAAUAUUUAAUAAUAAACUUAUUAGUUGUGUAUCAUCAACAAUAACAGCAACACCAACAACAACAACAGAUAGUUUAAAAACUAUUCAAAAUAAUUUUAAAAAUCUAAACAUCAAAACCUAUAAUAUAAAUAACGAAAAUCAUCCACUGAUUAGAGAAUUAAAAGAUAAAAUAAAAGAAACUUUUAAAUUACUUUUAAUAUAUUUAAAUGAUAUAAAAUUAGUUAAUGAAAUAAAAGAAAUUAUAGAAUCGAUAAAAGAUAUUAGCAGUAGUAGCAGUGACGACAAUGAAGGUUCUCUAGCUUUUAAAAAUAAAAUUUUGGUAUGGUUCAAAGCAUCGUUUGAUAAUUCAAUUGUAGCAAGCAUGGAAAUGAUAAAAAGAGAGGAUUUGUUAAACCAAUACAGUUCAGAUAAUAAUAGUUUAGAAUAUGUUAAAUCCACAGAAAACCAAAGAGUCAUCAAAGUGUAUAAUGAGAGCGGUGGUGGUUUAGAAGAGUCUGAAAAUACGCAAUAUAGGUUCGAUGUUAUUGAUGAAUAUGAAGCAUUUUCGCAUCCAUUUAUAUACAGUGUCAAGAGUAGAUGGUAUAACAACUCAUCAUUCAAGAGAGGCAGCUAUUCAGUGGUUCCAAAUUUAGAAAUAUUUAAGAAAUCAUUUUCAUUAUUUACAAACGAUAUAUUAGAUGGCAUAGAGUGGAAAAGCGACAGUAGCGACGGCAAUCACUCAACAAAAGUAUUGGUUUAUGGUGGCUCUGUAUUAUGUUGUUUAGAGUCAUACCCAAAAGAUAUCGUUAGAAUGUAUUGUGAAAUGCAGCAAAUAGAACGUUUAGUUUCAAAACUACCAUUACCAAGAUAUCUCAGUAAACAGAUCUCAAGAAUGGCACUUUGCGACCACCCAUUCAUUCAAGAGACAUUAGAUAAGCAGUCCAGCCCAGACUCACCCUAUUAUAGAUCCGAUAUAGAUAUUGCAUCUAUUGAGGAACAAAUAUUAUUUCAUGAUAUGGAUUGUAUAUCGACAUGCUUUGACGGAUCAAAUGUAUAUAUCCACGAAAGAACUCUGCGUGCAUUAAAUAGACGUACCAAUUUAAUUUCAAUUAAAUCACUUACCAGCUCCCACUCUAGAAUUCUAAAAUACGCUCUAAGAGGAUUUAACUGUAUAUGUUUCCAACAUUGUGACCACAUACCAAGAUGCGACAGAAAAGAAACACCAUUUAGCUUUUCAAAAUCAUUAAACAAAUUAACUUUAGAAAAACAAAACCGAAUUCUUUCAAAUCCCUCCAAUCCAAUCGGCAAAAAAGAUUUAUUAGAAUACCAGGCCAUUGACUUUCCUCUAGUUCCUUCAAAUCAAAAUAAAUUUAAUCAAGUAUUACAAUUUUUAGAUGAAAAUUUACCAAGUCUAUACAGCGAAUCAAUCGACCCAUUAUUCGAAGUUCAACCAAAUCAAAAAACUAAAUUUGGUAUAUUAAAAAACUUUCAAUAUAAAAAUAAUAUUAUUGAUCAAUAA
This is a messenger RNA of Dictyostelium purpureum, 1767 nucleotides long. RefSeq lists its product as uncharacterized. The transcript has 2 exons. Bases 1 to 1767 code for a protein of 588 amino acids. The record is from RefSeq and is a predicted model, not a curated record. NCBI's taxonomy places the organism in Eukaryota, Evosea, Eumycetozoa, Dictyosteliales, Dictyosteliaceae.